AGAUAUAAAAUGAUCGAAAAAUAGUUCCAAACACAAAAAGCACGAAAACCUUCAGACCAAAACAAACCACGAUAGGCAAAGGCUGAUGAGCUAAUCAGCUAUACCGCCUACUGAGAGCAAGACGCUGCUCAGCAGCUACAGGGGUGGGCUGUCAAAUCGACGUAAAAGAAACAGAUGGAUGUAUGGUCGCUGUCACCUAUCCAACCAACAACAGAAGAGAAGAAGAAGAAGAAGAAAUUUAAUAUUUCCGAUAGUUUUGUAUCUAUUUAUUCAUAAUUGUGUAAUUGUUAUAGAAAAUAAUUGCCGGUGUGUAACGGUGUAACGUUCAUCAAAUCAAGUAAGCGAAAAAUAACGAAAUUCGUAUUUGUGCGCAUUACUCAUUGCGAACAACAGCAGAAUGGAUUCAGUUGAGACAAGUGAGGCGGAAUUUCCCGUCUUGGACGGGGAGGAUGACCGCGCUUGGCGUGGUGUUCCCAUGGACACAAUAUAUCGCGGCUUGGGCCGAUACGAGUUGCGCCAUUUCCCUGAAGUUCGCCCGGCUGAGGAUCACGUUGUGUUGUACAACUUGCCGAUAGAUGAUCCAAACGGCACGGAACCGCCGAAGCCGCGUAGGGCCUACAACAAGUGGGAUGCCAAUCAUGUUCGGCUGCCCUGCUCGCACCGUAGCCAAUAUCCGGUGGAGCAGGAAGAUGGGGGAACAACGCUGGAGAGUCGAUGGGAAUUGGUGCAGAAUGCUCUCCUGCAGCCAAUUGCCAACAGCCGGGAGCUGGAAAGGGCUAUCCUAUCGUACAACACGAAAUAUGCCGGCAGUUGGAAGUUCAAAUCGCUUCAUAAGCUGUUUGAAGAAGAUCUGGAAGAGGAAGAGAGCGCGGGAUUUUUCGAGUACACGUUACCAAAGAUGAUCCGGUUGGCGUUGUCGCUGCCGGAUUUGGUUCCCGGAGCCAUUCCAUUGUUGAAGCAGGGAAGCAAUAAGGCCAUUUCACUGACCCAGCAACAGGUGGCCUGUCUCUUGGCUAAUGCUUUCUUGUGUACGUUUCCCCGACGCAACACGCAAAAGAAGAAAUCGGAGUACAGUCUAUUUCCGGAUAUAAACUUCAAUCGGCUGUUUCAAUCCGGAGGACAAUCAGUUCUGGAAAAGAUCAAAUGUAUCUGCAAUUACUUCCGGAGAGUUUGCUCGAGAAUGCCUGCCGGAGUGUUAACGUUUCAACGAAGAUAUAUGAACCCAAAGCAAUUUAUAGACUGGAGUAAAUGCGAUGUUAUCGUGGGAAGAGACACAGUUCCAAUCCACAUCAAUUCGGAGGGGACGAUCGAGGACGAAGGCAAAGGGCUGCUUCAGGUGGACUUUGCCAAUAAAUAUCUGGGCGGGGGCGUUCUUGGACAUGGAUGCGUACAGGAAGAAAUCCGGUUUGUGAUCAAUCCGGAGCUGUUGGUCAGCAAACUGUUCACGGAAGCGCUCAAACCUCAGGAAGCCCUCGUCAUGAUGGGUUCGGAACAGUUCAGUGAGUACAGUGGUUAUGCGUCCAGUUUUACGUUCGCUGGAGAUUUCGAGGACGAGACCCCUCGCGAUGCCAGCGGUCGACGGGAAUGCUACAUAGUAGCGAUAGAUGCGUUGCAUUUUGUGCAGAGUAUUCACCAGUACCGGGAGGAAUUGAUGCUCCGGGAGUUGAACAAGGCCUACGUGGGAUAUUAUCAUCCACUGUCGACGCCGGCUCCGGGAGUUGCCACGGGGAAUUGGGGCUGUGGGGCAUUCGGAGGUGAUGCCAAGCUGAAAGCGAUGCUGCAAUUGAUGGUUUGUUGCGUGCUCAGUCGUCCCUUGGUGUACUACACGUUUGGAGAUAGCGAUUUGAGGGAUCAGUUCUAUGCAAUGUACACGUUCCUGGUGGACCACAAAGUUAAAGUUUGCGAAAUUUGGCGAACCCUCAAAGAUUUCCGGAAACAUAAUUUGCCACCCAGUAAACUGUAUGCUUACUUCUACCAAGAUUACUACGAUAGGAAAAGUAAGCCAUCUUGCUUCAAUUUGAAAAAUCUGAUGCCAAAAGAAAGAACUCCGGAGCCGAAAGCAGAAAGUCCUUUCCCAGAGGACGACGAGUUAAAUGACGAAAAUCUAGCUAAUUUAAUGACACAUUUGGACAAUGAAGAACAACCCUGUUCCUCUACGUCGCACGACUCGAGCAAGAUCUCCUCCUCGGUUGUAACUCAGUCACCACAGAAACCUUCCUCUCGGGUAUCGCUUAUUGCCGAGCUGGAUCGCAACUAUUACACCGUUGGACCUGGUCCGGCAAAAAAGCUGUGCCCUUCCACAUCGCCAUGCCCCAAGGCAGAAAAUGACAAAGAGAAUGACGGGGAGAUUCAGGUGAAAGAAGAUUCCGUGAUGAUCCAGAUCGAGGACGAGACCAAAGAUCGAGUGAUUGUAAGUAGUGAAACUAUUAGGUGCGAAACUGAUGAAAUUGGAGAAUUUGUCGAAGCGAGUCCACCGGAAGAAGCACGGAAGAAACAGCAACGCAGAACGAUAUCUGAUUACUUCUCCAAAGGCGUUGGUAAGUAGUUGCUAUCGAGAUGUUGUUGACUAGUCGUUGAAUUUUAAAAUAUAAAAAACAGGUUUGUAACUGUUACAGUCCUUGAAA
This is a messenger RNA of Aedes aegypti (yellow fever mosquito), 2624 nucleotides long. It is a transcript of the gene Parg, whose product is annotated as poly(ADP-ribose) glycohydrolase. The record is from RefSeq and is a predicted model, not a curated record. Gene Ontology annotation, biological process: ATP generation from poly-ADP-D-ribose; regulation of DNA repair; carbohydrate metabolic process. The transcript has 3 exons. Lineage: Eukaryota; Metazoa; Arthropoda; Insecta; Diptera; Culicidae. Bases 398 to 2545 code for a protein of 715 amino acids. Gene Ontology annotation, cellular component: cytoplasm; nucleus. Gene Ontology annotation, molecular function: poly(ADP-ribose) glycohydrolase activity.